Austrofundulus limnaeus is the source of this 11049-nucleotide messenger RNA. It is a transcript of the gene brca2, whose product is annotated as BRCA2 DNA repair associated. The coding region runs from base 225 to 10649 and encodes 3474 amino acids. Gene Ontology annotation, biological process: regulation of DNA-templated transcription; double-strand break repair via homologous recombination. The record is from RefSeq and is a predicted model, not a curated record. NCBI's taxonomy places the organism in Eukaryota, Metazoa, Chordata, Actinopteri, Cyprinodontiformes, Rivulidae. Gene Ontology annotation, cellular component: nucleus. The transcript has 33 exons.
UCCGGUUUCGGCGCGCGAGAUUUGUGUUGUUGUGCUGCGAGCGAGCACAGUAGCUAGCAAGAUGGUUGUUUAGCAAGAAUUUUUUUUAAAUUACCUGUAUUAGUUUAUUUUUGUGUUUUCGUGUGAACAUUUUGUUAGGAGUUUUUUCUCUCGACAUGAACAACAACAGUCUUACAGUUCGUCAUGGUGUGCCCUAUUUUUAGGUGUAACUCGAGUUCUUUGGAAUGGAUAUAUCCCUAAAAACCAUGUACGACGCUUUCAAAAAUGAAAUCUGGAAAGAGCUGGGACAAUUAGACCCAAACUGGUUUGAAGUACUAACAGCUCAAACGUCUCCUAAUGAAAGAAAUGUUCCUGAUAAGGAUGAACUAUGUGCAAACCAAGAGGGAAAUUUCAAAACACCUUUGGAGAAAACGGCAUCGGACAGUCAGUUGUUUUCAACGCCCAAGGCUUUCAGACAAAUUCGAACUGUGUCACCUGAGCCUGAGGAUGAGCGGUCAUUCACAGCUGCACAAGAAAGAGCACCAUUACCAUGGAUGGCAACACAAAGUCCUUGUUUAUUUCAGGUGUCAGGACAGGGUGUUGGUCUGUUCACUGCCCUGGAUGAGAAAUGUGAAGCUGUUGAGCCUCACAAUGAGGACAGUUUGGAUUUACUCACUACACCAAACAAAUCUUCGGUCAAAUAUGCCAAGCAUAUUAGUGAAAGCCUUGGUGCCCAGAUAAAUCCUGACAUUUCUUGGACAAGUUCUUUGAAUACACCCCCAGCAGUGCCAUCCACCCUGAUUUUAUCUAAAACUGAUGAGAGUCCCUGUCCAUUAAGUGUUACUGCAGACAGAAAUUUUGUUUUUGUACGGAAGCUUUUCCCUUCUCUUUCAAAAGCAUCUUCAGUAGACGUACCCAAAAACAAAGCUAUUCCUUCUGUUUCCCAAGGUGCUGUGUCUUUUGAGACCCAAAACUGCCUUCAGUCUUCAUUAAAUCAGACUGAGGAUGUUUGGCAACAAGAGCCUCCAGAUGAUGUUGACAACGAAGAAGUUUGUAACAAAGUAGAAGAAAAUCUUGAUGCAGCUGAAACUGUUGACUCUAAUUUCUUUGCCAACAGUAGUUCAGCUUUGAGAAAAGUGAAACCCGACAGAAUCAAAUGUAAACAAAUCAUUCAAGCAAAGGAGAAGUGCAGCUCUAAAGAUGUCACAGGAUUACACUGUUCUCCAUCAAGUGUAGAAGCAACAGCUGAUCUGAAAUCUGUUAGAUUACCCUCAACCCCACUGUCAAAAAUUGGAGAUCCUGCAAUCAGUCAGUGGUCUCCUUUAAAUUUAUCUGAAAUCCCACCUUGUGCUUUGGAGAGCAGUGUUUUGACAAAGCAAGGUGACACAGAAUCUGUUGAGCUCUUCAGACCAUCAAUGAAUAUCCCAGACUUUGGAUUUAUCAAGCAAAAGAGAAAAUUUGUUUAUACAAUUCCAUCUUCAAAAACACAAGUUCAAGGAAAAGAACAUCAGUCUCAGAAGAUGGACUCAGCAUUUGGAGUUUCAGAUUGUGGACAAGAACUGAAUGUCAAACUUUUGGAGAAAGUCCCUGGUGAAUCAGAGGGCUGCAACACACAGAAGAACACUUUCCAGAAUCAAAGAAAAAUAAUGGGAGAAAAUAGAGGAGCAAAAAUCCAAGAUUUUGACAUGUCACAGCUUUGCAAAGAGUUCGCACAAGACUUUAGCCAAGCAGUACCGGUAAUUUUUGGCCAGAAGGAUAAAGUAGCAAAGGAUUCUUUAAAUAACUUCUCUCCUUCAACCUGUCUCUCAGCCAUGAAACAAGCAAAGCAAAAUGCAAAACAAGCUGAUCUUCAUGAAAGUGAUGGCACCAAUAACAGAAGACAAACUUGUUCAGUUAGUCCUGGUACUGCAAGUGACAGUGGAAUGCAGUCCGGUGUUGCAGACGUCACUUGUACGACCUCCUCAUCAGAAAAUGCUGGUUCAAGUCAACAGCAUGUUAGUACUUUUCUAUUUACCAAAGAAGAAAUUUGGAAAGAACAUUUAGAAGUAGAAAGUAAAACCACACUGCAGAACUUUAUGGAAAGGGAGACAUUGGACCCUGGAAAAGAAAGUGGAUCACACAUAGAGACCAAGCCAACAUGUCAGCCCAGCAUUACAGAAGUUGUCCAAAAAAGUGACUGUAUUCCAUUAAGUAGUCAGAUUUAUGACAGUCUACCAAAGAAAACCAACGCUUCGCUCUCUUCUGCAUAUUCAUCGGGAUUCAGAACUGCUUCAGAUAAAGGAAUACACAUCUCCUCAGCCAGUCUGGAGAGAGCAAAGUGUCUCUUUGAAGAAACUGAAGGUAAAAAGAUUUUUAAUAAUCAAUUCACCAAAUAUGACCACCCUGCUAAGCCUAAAAUCAGCCUGAGUAAUCGGCCUCUCACAAACAAAAAUUCUACCUCAAACCAACUAUCUCAUUUGGAAGAAACACUUGGAAAUAGUUCUCAGUUAACAGCUUCUGAAAAAGUUGAUGUGACAGAACUGUGCUCUCUCUUAGAAGAAGCGGACAGUCAGUUUGAUUUUACACAGCCCAAAACUGCAAAACUAAUACAAAAAGAUCAAGAUGAUGCCAAUCCAUCACAAAAACCUGACCGAGAACUUGACCCAGAUUUUCUUGCUGGUAUAAAUUUUGAUGACAGCUUCAAUUCAGAUGGUGGAAAGAACUCUGCAAACACUGUGAUGCUUGACAAAAUGGCCUUGGUUUCAGAUCAGUCCACAAGUCAGUCCUCAGAUCUAUCAUCUUCAACUGCACUGAAAAAUCAAAGUUCUUCGGUAGCUCCUUUCUUGGAAAACAUUUCUGAAGACAAUAAUCAUCUUAUUUUAACUGGACCCAAUAAUUUCCACACAGCUGAGCAUGGUGAACCAAGCAAACUGAACAACUGCAACCCUUUAAUGUUUGAUGUGGCUUUCACAACAGCAGGAGGAAAUAUGUUGAGAGUUUCAAAAACAUGUUUGAGCAAAGCACAAGCUUUGUUUGCAGGUUUAGAGAAGAAUCUGACAGAUCAAAAACCACUAGGCCAGCAAAAUGCUAAAAUUGAUGCCAAAACAGAUCAAAACUGCAGCAUGGACUAUGACACAUGCAAGAAGGUUUUGAAGUUCACAUCCAAGGAUAAGUGUCAUGUUGAGAAGAAUAUUCAAGACUGUUUUUCCAAAACAGAGCAGUCUGUAUAUCCAUAUAAACAGGUCCCAAAUGUUGAAGAUAAGGAUUGCCCCAAGAGUUUCAAAAACAACAAAAUGGACACCAAAGUGUUACAAAGUGAUUUCCACAUGGCUAGUGGGAAAGGGAUCUCUAUUUCAACAAAAUGCAUCCAACAAGCAGACGCUUUCUUCAAAGACUGUAAUAUAAUGGGGCAUAAAGAUGACAUGCCUCAUAAGAAAGAUGUACAAGCGUCAGCUAAAAGCACUGAAAAUAAGAGCUUUUCAAAAUACAAAAACCUAAAGGUCAACACCUCUGAGGAACAUGUUGCUGGGUGCACCACAUCUGAAAAGGUAAAUGCAGGACUAAUUGCACUUCACACAAAAGGACCACAUGUUAAUGGAGAGGACAUAAGCAGUAAUGGUUCACCUGCUUUGAAGGAUGCAAAGUCUUUCCAUGGAAACCCAUUUACAACUUCAUUGCCAUUUUCUACACCUUGCACAUCAAACAUUGUUUUGUCUGCCGUUAAUGGGUUCUGUACAGCCAGUGGAAAGAAAGUCUCUGUGUCAGCUGACGCAGUGAGAAGGGCUGAAUGCCUCUUGAAUCAGAUUAACAUGCAUGAUGAUGUAAACCUACAGCUUAAUCGAAAGGAAAGUGCAAAAAAUACAGGAGAUUGCGGGGAUGAGGGCUUAAAUGUAAAAAAUAUGGGAUUUCAGACAGCUCAAGGAAAAGAAGUUGCCAUUUUGUCAGCUCAAAAGAAAACAAAGACCUUAAUAAAAGAAUGUGAAAGUGACAAGGAUGCAGCCAGUGGUGAACCUGUAGUGGUGUCAUCUGAGGACUUACAGAAGACUAAGACAGUCUGCACUGAUACCAGUUUGAGCAUAGAUAUCCCAACAGUUUUCAACACAAAGGGUGAUGAAAAACACAAAGACGCUCAAGAUAAAACCGAGAAAAGACACUGUGGAUUUACAACAGCAGGUGGGGCAAAAGUCCAUGUUUCACAAAAGAACCUUUUAAAAGCCAAAGAUCUUUUCAAGGAUUUUGACGAUUUGGAUUUAACCAAAGCAAUGCGAGAGGCAGAUGCUUUCUUUGACUGUGAUGUGGAUGACGAUGAAAGUCCAGAAGGUAACAAAGAUGAUGCAGAUGUGAGCGCGGGUGCUAAGAGCAAGAAGGAAAAUCUUGUCAAACUUGAUCCAGAUCAAAGUAUUACAGUAAAUAAUUCAGAAGAACCUAAAAUAAGAUCUGCUGUGGACAUGAGCAAACAAUUGAAACCAAAAAAAGAGACCUUACCACAGCAGAAUAGUGGAUUUCAGACAGCCAGUGGAAAAAGUGUCCAUAUAUCAUCUGAGGCUUUAAAGAAAGCAAAAACCUUGUUAAGUGAUUUUGAAAGAGUUGAGAAUACAUUAAAUUCAACUCUACCACAGUCUGAAGUCGGUGUUCUGCCAUGUAGGAAUGCUAGCUUUAUUUCUGGCAAUGGUAAACCUGUAACACUUUCACCUGAGGCCCUUCAAAAGGCACAAUCUCUCUUCAGUGAUAUUGGUAUGAGUGCAGAAAUCCCAGACAUUUCACGGACAACAAAAAUUGACAAGAAACAAAACAGUGGUAACAAUACAGAGAAAUUACUUUGUGGUUUCACAACUGCAGGUGGAGCAAAAGUCCACGUGUCAGAAAACAAUCUUCUAAAGGCAAAACUUCUGUUCGAAGAAUGUGACAAUUCAUCAAAAACAAGUCUGGAUGCAGAUGUAUCUUUUAAAAAGGAAAUAGACUGCAUUGUAAGCAGCAACAGUAAAAUAUUGUCUGAACGCAAAAGUAGAGCUGUUUGUAGUGAAGAUGAUAGUUUGAAUAAAAAUGUAUUCAAACAUCAAUCUGUAACAAGAAAUGUUUCUGAUGAGCCUGGAAAUGGAUUCACAAAGGACAUUAAAGAACAAGUGAAACGAAGAGAAGGCGCUUUACUUCAACAAAAAAGUGGAUUUCAGACAGCUGGUGGGAAAUUAGUUGCUGUGUCAUCUGAAGCUCUGUCAAAAGCAAAAAUCUUGUUAAAUGAAAAUGAAGCUAAGGAAAACAUGCAUGUCUCGUUGCCAUCUUCCAAGAUUCCUGUCACUGAAACCUUUUCUUGGAAAAGUGGGUUUUCUUCAGCCAGCGGUAAACCUGUAACAUUUUCAUCUGAGGCCUUGCAAAAAGCUAAAGCUCUUUUCGGCGACACCAGUUUGAGUACAAACAACUCAACUCUUCCAGACACAAAGAGGAGUGAUGAGAAACAUGAUGUUCAAAGCAAAGCUGAAUAUAUACACUGUGGUUUCAUGACGGCAGGAGGAAGACAAGCCCACAUUUCAGAGAAAAGUCUUUUGGAAGCAAAACAGUUUUUGAAAGAAUCUGCUGAUGGAGAGCACAGUUCGUUUUCAAACCCAAGUCCACAAAACACAAUGAAACUGGAGCCACCAAAAGCAAAAAAUGUGGAAAGAACUGAUAAUCUUACCUCUCUCAGCGAUGAGAAUAGUCAUGUAAAGAGAAGUGAUCCAUGUGAAAGAAGGUCAUUUUCUACCACGACAGGAGUAGAAAACCUAAAAGAUGUUGAGGAGUCAAACAUGUUGGGUUGUAAUAUUAAUCAGACAAGUUACAGCAAGACAACUGAAGUUCAGAGAACAGAAGAGUCUUCAGAUCUCAACUUACAGCUACUAAAUUUCACCGGUUGCACAGAAACUCAGCACAGGUUUCUUGCACAAGAAGCUCUGGACUGCACAAAAGCCCUGCUAGAAGAUGAAGUGCUUGCUGGACAGAAUCUCUUAGUCAUUUCAGAAGAUACAACUCAGCCAGAUGAACUAAAAUCAAGCAACAGAUUAACAGAGGAUGAAAAAGGAAGGAAGAGACUGUUAAAAGACACAGAUCUCACUGGUCAUCCUCCUUCUAAAAGAAGAUUACUGGAUGAGUUUGACAGAACUUUUGAUAGUUCAAAAGGUUCAGUUCUUCAUCCUGUAAAAAGUUGUCCAAAUGGUUUAAUAAAAGACAGGGGAGUUUUUAAGUACAGUGCCUCACUUCAUCCAAACAUCACAAAUCCACACAGUGCUUCAAAACACUACAAAGACACAAGAUUUCAAAAGACAACAGUACCGCAAGCCUCAGCCUCAGGAGAUGGCAGAGGAUCACACCCCAAGAUGCUGUUUGUUCCGCCAUUUAUCAAAAAUUCAAACAGAGAAAUUCCCAAGAAUCCGGACCCUAAAGAAAACACCAGAACACCUGUGUUUGUUCCACCAUUCAAAAAGCAAAGAACUGUAUUACAGAAAAGCUUCUCUAAACAACCAGAAGAACAAGAUAAACGCCAACUUACCUCUACAGUAGAGCCUACCAGUAACAUAUAUGUACCACCUGCUAUAAAAACUCAAAGCACUACAGAUGCUUCAGUCGACACUAGAAACCAAAAUGUGUCAAAUAAUGCAAGUGUUCCUGUAAACUGUGAGGUAAUGAGUUCUGAAGCAGAGGCAUCAGUUGUGGAUGACGCAUUUUCCAGUGACCAAGAUGAGCAUCAGAAUAUUGAGCUGGCACGGGCUAUGCAGGACAUGAGGAUCAGGAAGAAGAGGCGCCAGACCAUUAGACCUCUGCCAGGAAGCUUAUUUUUAACAAAGACUUCUGGAGUGGCAAGGAUCUCAUUAAAAGCUGCGGUGAAUGGAAAGAACCCAGCAAGAUACAACCCAAAACAGCUUUAUGAAUGCGGAGUCCAAAGGAAUGUUUUUGAGAUGACCAGUGAGACUGCAGAGUCGUUUCGCUUCAAUUUGCUGCAGUUUUUCAAGCGGGAAGCCUUUAAAGGUGGAGAUGGUGUUCACCUUGCUGAUGGGGGAUCGUUGAUCCCCAGCAAUGAUUGGACAGCAGGAAAGGAGGAAUUCUAUAGAGCAUUAUGUGACACUCCUGGUGUAGAUCCUAAACUAAUCAGUGAGGCAUGGGUGUACAAUCACUACAGAUGGAUUGUGUGGAAGCAGGCCUCAAUGGAAAAAUCUUUUCCAGAAACAAUGGGCAGCCUUUGUCUCACUCCGGAGCAGGUUCUUCUACAGCUGAAGUACAGGUAUGAUGUGGAGGUGGACCACAGCCGCAGGCCAGCUCUGAGGAAGAUCAUGGAAAAGGACGACACAGCGGCCAAAACUCUUGUUUUGUGUGUUUGCGAGAUCAUUUCCAGGGGCCACGCUCCAAACAGGCAGAGUCACAAUGCCACAAAAACACCACAAAGUGCUGACGCCAAGAUAGAAACGUCACAUGCCGUCGUCCGGCUUACAGAUGGUUGGUACGCCGUCAGAGCUCAGCUGGACGAACCUUUGACUGCUAUGCUUCACAAAGGCCUGCUGACUGUUGGUGUCAAGCUGAUCAUCCACGGGGCUCAGCUAAUAGGAUCACAAGAUGCCUGUUCCCCUCUGGAAGCACCUGAUUCCCUUGUGUUAAAGAUUUGUGCCAAUAGCAGCAGACGUGCACGAUGGGAUUCUAAACUGGGAUUUCAAAGAGACCCACGACCAUUCCUGCUUCCACUCUCCAGUUUAUUUAGCAAUGGGGGGCCUAUAGGAUGUGUUGAUAUUGUCAUUUUAAGAAGCUACCCCAUACAGUGGAUGGAGAGGAAAGCAGAUGGAGGUAUUGUGUUCCGGUCCUCUCGAGCAGAAGAGAAGGAGGCCAGACUGUUCAACAACCACAAACAAACAGCUAUGGAGACACUCCUUGCCAAGAUCCAAGCUGAAUUUGAAAAAGAGGAUAAAGAGAACGGCAAAUGGCAGCGGAGAAGGCAAUCCAUCAGCCAUCAUGAUGUUUCAAACCUCCAGGAUGGAGAGGAACUGUAUGAAGCAGUUGGAGAUGAUCCAGCUUACCUUGAGGCUAAGUUGAGUGAAGAACAGUUGGAGACCCUACAUGCCUACAAGCGUUCAUUGAUGGAGAAGAAGCAAGCUGAGCUGCAGGAUCGAUAUCGUCGAGCUUUAGAGGCAGAGGACAACAAACUGAGCUGUCCCAAAAGGGAUGUCACUCCUGUGUGGAGACUUUACAUCGCUGACUCAAAAACCCAAUCUAAUCGUGUUCAUCAGUUGAAUCUUUGGCGACCCUCCUCAGAUCUUCAGUCUUUGUUGAAGGAAGGUUGUCGAUACAAGGUUUAUAACCUCGUUGCCUCAGGGGGACAGAAACGAAGCAGCGUUGAAACAGUUCAGCUCACUGGGACAAAGAAGACCCAGUUUCAGAACCUACAGGCCUCCCAGGAGUGGCUGUCAGACUAUUUCCAACCAAGAGUCGCAACAGACUUUGUGAAACUUCAAAAUGCAGAAUUCCAGCCUCUGUGUGGAGAGGUUGAUCUCACAGGAUGUGUUAUCAGUGUUAUAGAUGAACAUGGAACAUCUCCUGCAUUUUAUUUGGCUGAUGGGAAACUGAACUUUGUGAAAGUGCGCUGCUUCAGUGGUUUAUCUCAGGCCGGUCUUGAAGAUGUGAUAAAACCACGCGUCCUUUUAGCUCUGAGCAACCUGCAGCUCAGGGGACAAUCCUUACAUCCAACUCCUGUUGUGUAUGCUGGUGAUCUGACGGUCUUAUCUACAAACCCCAAGGAUGUUCAUCUUCAGGAAUCCUUCAGCCAACUGAAAAACCUGCUCCAGUGUCAAAACAACUUUUUUCAAGUUGCUGAAGAAAAGCUUUCACUUUUAGUCAAGUCUGAUGGCACAAAGUUCAUCUACUCUCCAUCUCUGCGACCACAGACCCCAGUCUCUGAAACAGGCAGAAAACAAGACUCAAAGACAACUGAAACAUUUCAGAAAGCAGACCAAAACCUUGGAUCUUUCACACCCGUCGGCAGGAACCCUCCAGCAGGAACGUCUUCGUCAGACUCCAAAAGCCUGAAAAGAAGAAGCGCUCUGGAUUAUCUGUCCCGUAUCCCGUCUCCACCACCUCUGUCUCACCUGGCCUCAGCUGUUCCUCCAUGUGUAAAUAAAACAUUUAAGCCCCCUCGGAGGUCUGGGCCACCCAGCACUUUAAAAUCUGCAACGACUACAGUACAAAAACCCACUGACUCUCUGGUGGAGGAUGGAUGGGUGAAUGAUGAGGAACUGGCUAUGAUUGACACUCAGGCUCUGCAUGUUGGGGGGCGCGCUCGCAAAUGCACCCGUUUGUUGCGCGAACGGAAGUACUACGUCACUUCCCAGGAAAGAUCGGAGAUGAGUCUGUUGAUAAAAGCUCUAAACGUGCCACCACUGACCACAACAGUCCAGACCUAUGUAAGGGACGAAGUGUUAAAGGAGGUUGGACUCACCAGCACAGCUUUCAUUGGACCAGCAUUUCCCCCAGAAACAUCCCCGGCCAAAUGCAACAUGGAUGACGCCCUGAGUAAGUUUUAUGAGGAACUUGAGAAGAUUGAUCCACCAGAUCUAAACCAGACUGAAAGUAAUCCAGAGAAAGAUGAUGGUCCAUCACAACCUCCUGAAUUAUCUGCCAGCAAAGAGACGCGGGAUGAACCUGAGGGAAAGCUUCAUAUCACAAAGACUUCUUCAGAAACGAGCAGCUACCAGAGUAAACGGGAACAGACAAACAUCUCCUGGCCUCAUUGGUAUCGAAAUGAGCCGUACCAACUCAAACAGAGGCCAACGCCCAACCAGUGUCCUUAUCCUCCAUUUUCAAACAGACCACCAUACCCCAGAUUUGUCCCACCGGCUUUACCUUACCGGUCACAUCCGUCUGCCUGCCCAAAGUCACGAAACCUGCCACUGUAUAUUGAUAACGCCUUCAAUGAUGCUAGAAUGACAAACCAGAGUUACAAUGAAUUUAAUCUUCCAGCACUUCCACCUCCGCACACAUGCCUUCACCCCUCUCAGGGAUUUUAUGGAAAUCCUCCUCAGCGCUUGGGUUGGAAUGACGCAGAUUCAGAUCACAGAACUGCUGGGUGGUCAGGGGACAGAAGAGAAGAGUGGUCUUGGCAUGAUGAAAACUAUGUCUAUGAAAGUUUGCCACAGCAUCCCAACCAACUGCGCGAUAAUACAAACACGUUCCAUUCUUCCCUGGUGCUAAUUCUAAUGAGGGGAUUACCAGGAUCUGGGAAAAGCACAUUGUCGAGGGAGCUGCUCUCCACAGGUCCUAGUGGGGUUAUUCUGAGCACAGAUGAUUACUUUACCCAGAAGAACGGCUGCCGCUAUGAUGUGAGGCUUCUUGGAGCGGCACAUGAAUGGAACCAGAGCAGAGCUAAAGAUGCCAUACAAGGUGGUCGCUCUCCCGUUAUAAUUGACAACACAAACCUCCAAGCCUGGGAAAUGAAGCCAUAUGUCAAAAUGGCGUUAGAGAGAGGAUACAGAGUGGAUUUUUGUGAGCCUGACACCAGCUGGAAGUUUGAUCCAUACGAGCUGGAGAUGCGGAACAAACACGGUGUUUCUCAUGAGAAGAUCAUACAGAUGAUGGAUCGUUUCUCAGCUCUCGUUUCUGUAGACAUCGUCAUGAACUCACAGGAGCCAGCUCAUGUGAAAGAGAGUCGUCGAGCAGAGCAGCCGCACAUCAGGAAAACUUAAUUUGUUUUUCUUUUGUUUGAUUAAAAAGUUUAACCAAAUAAUUGUUCUUGAAGAUCAACACAUUUUUACUUAUGUAAAAAGAACGGGUGUUAAUACACAGAUUUAAUUUAUUAUUUUACGUUUUGUAAAUUUAUAUGAGAAGAACGUUUUCUAAGACGGUCACUUUUUGACCAUUAUUGCUUAAAAAGCAUACAAAUUUUUUUUGCUUUUGAUUGUAAUGACUGAUGUUUAAAAGGUUUUUGUACAUUCUUGUAUGCAACUAGAUUAAAAAUCAAAAGGUUCUCUUUUCAUAUAUGUCAUGUACACACUUAUUCAGUCGCCUACAAGUAAGUUCUGCCAAUUUCAAACUUUUGUAGAUUUCCAGAAAAAAAUUAAAAAUCUGUUUCAAAGCCUUUUGGCA